AAUCAUCAACCAGCGCCGGCCGCGGCCGCCGGACCCCCCGCGCCCCCUCCAUCCCCCCCAUCCUCAUCCUCAUCCUCACCCUCAUCCCCCUCCUCCCCCCGCCGCCAUGUCCUCCGCCCCCCCGGCCAAGUGUCCCUUCAAGAAGCGGGGCAGCCUCCAGACCCCCCUCCCCGCAGAGCUGCGGGGGGGGUCGGCAGCGCGGCCCCUGCAGUCGGCCCGGUCCCUGCCCGGGACCCCCCACCUCCUGAAGCACUUCCCGGUGGAUCUGAGGACUUCCAUGGACGGCAAAUACAAGGAGAUCGCCGAGGAGCUGUUCUGCCGCUCGCUGGCAGAGAACGAGAUGCGGACGGCGCCGUACGAGUUCCCCGAGGAGAGCCCGAUCGAGCAGCUGGAGGAGCGGCGGCAGCGCCUGGAGCGCCAGAUCAGCCAGGACGUCAAACUUGAGCCCGACAUUUUGCUCAGAGCCAAACAGGACUUCCUGAAAAUUGACAGUGCCGCCGACCUACAGCUGUUCCAGGAGCAGGGCUCUGACCUGCUGGAUCACGUCCCCAAGGAGCGCGAGGCGCUGCUGGAGCGGGAAUUCCAGCGGGUCACCAUCUCCGGGGAGGAGAAGUGCGGGGUGCCCUUCACGGACCUGCUGGAUGCUGCCAAGAGCGUGGUGAAGGCGCUGCUGCUGCGCCAGAAGUACAUGGGGCUGUCGCUGCAGAGCUUCUGCCGCACCACGGCCCGGUUCCUGCGGGAAUUCUCCGGGAAAAACCCCGACAACCGCGCCCAUGACGACCCCCCCGAGACCCCCGUGGCUGCUGAUGCCCCCGUGCACCCCCCCUUUGCUGAGCGACACCCCUACGAGACGUGGGACCCCCGGGAGAUGCCCGAGGACCUGGGCUACGGGCUGCGCAUGGUGGACGGGGUCGUGCACGUCUACACCAGCCAGGACCCCACGGACAAGAGCACUGAGCUGGACCUGCCCUACCCCGACCUGCAGGAGUUCAUCGCUGACAUGAACUUCCUCAUGGCCCUCAUCAUCAACGGGCCCAUCAAAUCCUUCUGCUACCGGCGGCUGCAGUACCUGAGCAGCAAGUUCCAGAUGCACGUGCUGCUCAACGAGAUGAAGGAGCUGGCGGCCCAGAAGAAGGUUCCCCACCGGGACUUCUACAACAUCCGCAAGGUGGACACCCACAUCCACGCCUCGUCCUGCAUGAACCAGAAGCACCUCCUGCGCUUCAUCAAGAGGGCCAUGAAGAGGCACCUGGACGAGAUCGUGCACGUGGAGCAGGGCAAGGAGCAGACGCUCAAGGAGGUCUUCGAGACCAUGAACCUCACGGCCUACGACCUCAGCGUGGACACCCUGGACGUGCACGCGGACCGCAACACCUUCCACCGGUUCGACAAGUUCAACGCCAAGUACAACCCGAUCGGGGAGUCCAUCCUGCGCGAGAUCUUCAUCAAGACCGACAACCGCGUGGCCGGGAAGUACUUCGCCCACAUCAUCAAGGAGGUGAUGGCAGACCUGGAGGAGAGCAAGUACCAGAACGCGGAGCUGCGCCUCUCCAUCUACGGGCGCUCGCGGGACGAGUGGGCCAAGCUGGCGCGGUGGGCGGUGCAGCACCGCGUGCACUCCAACAACGUGCGCUGGCUCGUGCAGGUGCCGCGCCUCUUUGACGUGUACCGCACCAAGGGGCAGUUGGCCAACUUCCAGGAGAUGCUGGAGAACAUCUUCCUGCCCCUCUACGAGGCCACGCUGCACCCGGCCCAGCACCCGGAGCUGCACCUCUUCCUGGAGCACGUGGACGGGUUCGACAGCGUGGACGACGAGUCCAAGCCAGAGCAUCACAUCUUCAACCUGGACAGCCCCCUGCCCGGGCAGUGGGUGGAGGAGGACAACCCGCCCUACUCCUACUACCUGUACUACAUGUACGCCAACAUGACCGUGCUCAACCACCUGCGCAGGAAGAGGGGCUUCCACACGUUCGUGCUGCGGCCGCACUGCGGCGAGGCCGGGCCCGUCCACCACCUGGUGUCGGGGUUCAUGGUGUCCGAGAACAUCUCCCACGGGCUCCUGCUGCGCAAGGCCCCCGUGCUGCAGUACCUGUACUACCUGGCCCAGAUCGGCAUCGCCAUGUCCCCCCUGAGCAACAACAGCCUGUUCCUGAGCUACCACCGCAACCCCCUCCCCGAGUACCUGUCCCGGGGCCUCAUGGUGUCCCUGUCCACCGACGACCCCCUGCAGUUCCACUUCACCAAGGAGCCCCUGAUGGAGGAGUACAGCAUCGCCUCCCAGGUGUGGAAGCUCAGCUCCUGUGACAUGUGUGAGCUGGCCCGGAACAGUGUCCUCAUGAGCGGCUUCUCCCACAAGGUGAAGAGUUACUCGGGCCCCAACUACCAGCGGGAGGGGCGGAGGGGACCGACAUAUCCGCCGGACCAAACGUGCCCGACAUCCGCGUUGGGAUAUCGCUUCGAGACGCUGUGCCAGGAGCUCACCUGCUCACCCAGCGCUGCAGGGGGCGAGCUGGAGCCCAUCCAGGAGGAGGGGGGCAUCACCAUCGCCCUGGGCACGCACUGAGACCCCCCAGAGACCCCCAGGACCCUGCGGGACCGCCCGACACCCCCAAUAGCCCCAGGGCUCUGCCGCCGUUCCCCCACCCGGGGCACUGCAGGGGGCAGAGCUGGAGCCCA
Messenger RNA from Chiroxiphia lanceolata (lance-tailed manakin), 2676 nucleotides. RefSeq names its product adenosine monophosphate deaminase 2 (gene AMPD2). Gene Ontology annotation, cellular component: cytosol. Gene Ontology annotation, molecular function: AMP deaminase activity. NCBI's taxonomy places the organism in Eukaryota, Metazoa, Chordata, Aves, Passeriformes, Pipridae. Gene Ontology annotation, biological process: AMP metabolic process; IMP salvage. The record is from RefSeq and is a predicted model, not a curated record.